Molecule: messenger RNA, 6827 nt
Organism: Pogonomyrmex barbatus (red harvester ant)
Lineage: Eukaryota; Metazoa; Arthropoda; Insecta; Hymenoptera; Formicidae
Gene: Bap170
Product: Brahma associated protein 170kD
Biological process (GO): regulation of DNA-templated transcription
Cellular component (GO): SWI/SNF superfamily-type complex
Molecular function (GO): DNA binding
Source: RefSeq, a predicted model, not a curated record
GCGCGCGCGAGCGAGAGAGCGAGUGAGCGAGCGCGCGGCCGACGGACGGAGAGAAAGAAAGAAAGACGGAGAGUGAGUGUGUAUGCGUAUGAGUGUGGUGUGUACGCAAAGAAAAAGAGACAGAGAAGGAAAGAGCGAGAAAGAGAGAGGGAGAGAGAGAGAGAUAGGGCGAAGCAGCGAGACAGAGGUAUCGAAGAGGCCACCGGCCGACUUCGGUGCAGGACAAGACGACCCGAUGUCGGGAGCGGGUCGCGACCCCGUGUCGACCCGCGGUCGUCCCCGUCCACGUCCACGUCCUCGUCCUCGCCCUCAUCCUAGUGCAUCGCCGUCGCCGUCGUCGUUCUCGCCGUCGUCGUCGUGCGUCAUAAAAGCAGCAACUGCGGACGCAACGAUAGCAGCAGUAGCGGCAGCAGGACGCUCCACGCGUAAAUGUGCCCCCGUGCGCGCCCAUGUGCUGCACCUCCUUCUACUUCUCUGCCCGCUGCCCCUACGUGCCCUGUAAAUUCGGAGCACAUCACCCCGACUAGCACGCCCGCACUCGCGCGCACUCGUACUCACGAACAUGGCCAAGAUCCUCAACAAGGACCCCGUCACGUACGAGAAGGAGAGGGAGAACUUUCUCAAGGACCUCCGACACUUCCACGAGACCCGAGGGACACUCUUCAAGAAGUCUCCAAGAAUAAAUGGAAAGGAUAUAGAUCUGUAUUUAUUAUAUGUGGUAGUGACCGCUCAUGGAGGAUGGAUUAAGGUCAAUACCAGAAAUGAAUGGGCGUCAUUGUGUGAACAAUUUCACUUGCCCAGCGGUUGCAUCAAUAGCGGUGUCGGCCUUAAACAAAUUUAUCUUCGGUAUCUGGACAGGUACGAGAAAGUCCACUUUCUAGGCGAGGAUGGUCAACAGGCUGAUGACGACGACGAGGACUCCAGGCACCGGAAAUGGUCGGCCAGAGCACUGCACUCCGUUCCUCUUACUUAUAAUCAUCACCAACACAAUAUUGCAGAAUCGCUACGCGAUUACAAUGGACUCUCGUCCGACCUUUAUAAGCCCUCGAAUUACGACAAACUCGCGCUAUCGCUUCUAUCGCCAUUGCCGAAUGAACAAGAUUUCGCCAUCAACGUAUGUACCCUCCUAUCGAACGAGGGCAAGCACACCCUACGGCUUGACAAGUAUCCCCGUCUGGUGAAUAUUCUUCUGGCGCACGCUGGUGUCUUUGACUCGCCCGGCACGCGACAACUCUUCAUCGAGGUGUACUCGCGUGUCCGUAACUACUCAAUUAACUCUUUCUGGUCGGACGUGCUUGAUUCCCAAGAUGUAAUAGACCUUACAAACGAAAGGACCUUUAUGAAGAAACCGCCUACGAGUCUGCCGACGUUUUCUAGACGGAAGACCCUGGAAAAAGAGAAGCAGAGCAAACAGGACGUCGCCGCGUUGACGACAGAAAACGAGGAACCGACGCCAUCGAUUGAUAUUGAAGGGGUACUUUCGGAUUGCUCACGAUUGGAUUCACUUGUCCUGCACUCGGACGAGAGUCUGAAAGAUCAAAAUCAGAAUUCAAUCAAGUUCGAGGACGAGGACAAGGAUCUGUUUUGCGUCGGUCGGACGUUAGGCACACAGGAUCCGUAUGGGCAGCGCGUAUUACAGAUCGCGUCGAUCUUGCGAAACCUCAGCUUCACACCGGAGAACGCGACGAUAUUAGGCAGGAAUCGGUGUUUCCUGCGAUUCGUGCUGCUAUGCAUAAGAGCAAGAUGGAGUAAUCUGCAUCAACUCGGUUUCGAUAUCCUAGGGAACAUAGCGAACGAAGUUAUAUUAAAAGAAGCUGGCGAGAGGAUAACAGACGUCGUCCUAACGUGCGUAGCCAAGGGAAUCGAGUCCCAAGACAGGUUUAUUGUUAUAUCCUGCCUGGAGGUGCUCAACAAGAUCAGUCAGCAAGAUAGUAAUGAAGAAAUUGUUACAUUCGGUUUGGCUGACAAUGUAUAUGAACUUAUAUGCAGAUUUCUAGCUCUAAGCGACAUAGCCCUCUUAGUGUAUACUCUGGAAUGUCUGUACGCUUUAACGUCGUUGGGUGAGAGACCAUGUACGAGCGUCGCGCGGGUCCGCGGUGCCAUUGACACGCUGGUCGCUCUUGUUACUGUGGAAGCGCAGAGUUAUGGUCCAAAGGCCUGUAUUCUUAUGCGAGUAGUUGAGACGGUAUCCACAGUAGCGGCACAGCAGAAUAGCACAGGACAAGCCGUUGUCCCUGCCACUCCUGCUACGCCAGCUACAACGACUACAUCCGCGUCCACUCCGUCUACUCCGGCGACGAUUACCGCGACACCAGCACCCGCCAGUCCAGCGUCUUCUCGACCUACGACUCCCGCCGCGACCUCAACCAAGUCGACAACGCACAAAGCGGUAGAGACAGCUAAUGCGAUCCAACAACAGAAUGCGCAUCAGCAGAUUAUUCAAGAGAACGAACAAUUUGCUCUUGGCUGGGUUAAAGCGACCUUCGAGCUCGCACCUGGUACGCGCAUCGAGCAGGAAGAAUUGUACAAAAAGUAUCUCGGCUGCUGCACAAAAAUUGGUAGACGAGGCGUCAUAGCGCCAUUACAUUUUCCCAGAUGUGUCAGAUCCGUUUUCGGCAAUAUCGUGGGACCGAAUCCAUUGAAGGGCGAAAAUACCGGUACCCAGUAUUACGAAGGCAUCCGAGUACGGGCCACACCCGCGCCGAUUACUUAUCCGAGCCAAACUACCACUGCUGUCGCGACUAAUACACCUCCGAUACCGGCGGUCAACACUCCAGUAAAGGUGCUUCCCGUUCAACAGCGUACAGUCAAGAAUAUAAGUCCCGCCCCCGAUAGCACAGCCGCUCCCCAAGUCGAUAGUCCCGCCGCGUCGUCCGGGACACAAACGACAUCCACCCCCGCGUCUCCUAUCCUCAAGGCCCAAUUGUCCGCACCGCCGAAACCCCCGUCCAACAACACCUCGAGCCAGUCCCAAAAUCCAGUGACCAAGGUUGAUUCUAAAAGUCAGGUAUCAGUAUCGCAUCCGCAUCUGAGCCAAGCGUUGCUAGCGAGCGGCUCCCAAACGCCGCAGCAGCAGCCGCAGCCGCAGCAACAGUUACAAUGUAUCCAGGUAGUUGCUAAGGAAGAUAAUCGAAGUGGCACUACGUCGAGUUCCAUAAUAAAAAGCCUAUUGGCUACUAAGGUAACAGUCAGCAGCGACUGCAUGCCCAGUGCUGCUGCGACUUGUGUGUCUACCCCUACUGCCUGCGUAACAAACACUACUGCUAGCAUCGCAUCCAGCAUCAGUGCCAACCAGCUAAUAACCAGCAACCAGGUUGCCCAACGUCAGCAGCAGCAAAGGUUAUUGCAGCAACAGAUGACGGGUGUGAUUCAACCUGCUGCACCCGCGGCUACCCCGGCUACGAUACUCCCAAAAACGCCCAUCAACGCUAAGCAGAAACCGGCAAUCGCACCCAUUCCUGCCAAAAAGAUACAAAGGCUCAACGGGGCCAAGUUCGUUGUGACUAAUAAUUGCGAGAAGACUGAAGUAAAUGAUAACGAUAAUGCCAACCAAAUUAUCACGUCCACGACCACGGUGGUAAUGAAUUCGACUGAGAAUCACAUAUCUUCCUCACCGGCGAAGAUCUGUCGUCCGCCCUUGACGACAACGGUCAACGUCGCCACCGGCAUACCGAACAAGACGAAUCAACGCAUGACAUGCACUUCCAUCGCCGAGGAUUCGGAUUCUACUAAUAACUCUUUGGCGUCCAGCAGCGGUAUCGGUGGUAGCAGAGAUUGCUCCUUCAGGGUUGAGGAGGAAAACAUGCCGACAAGUUUCGAAGGUAUUCUUCUCAAUGGUGCGCCGGCGAGUAACAAUAUGGACAUCGAUGCCCAGGAGGAUGGCUCGUCUAAGGAUUCGUCAAGCGUGGGUUCGAAGGAAAAACCGUUGCAAAGCAUGAUGUUGGUGGAUCUGCUUGAGAGAAAAGUCGAUAAGGAACCGAUUCUGAACGGUGUGCUAGGCAAGAAUUCGAUCAACGAGAAAGAGAUGGAUUUAGUGGAGAAUCACAUCAAGAAAGUGUUAAAAGAAUCUCCCACCGAACUGAAAAUAAAGCCCGAUGUGGAGGGCAGCAAUGUUAUACAGAAUGAAGUAUCCGAGGAUACUUUGAUCGAAGCGCCGCGAGGAAUCAAGAGAUCAGCUAGCGAAUCAGAUGAGCUGGAUAUCAAAAAACCGAAAUAUUCUAACGGCACGAUGUCCCCCGACCCAGCGGUCGACUCGACCACAGCUGAAUCUACAGUAUCGAGUAUAAAGUCUGAGGAGCAGGAUGAUGAUAAAGACAGCGAGAAAGCUACCGUUUCCUCCACUGCGGCAAAUCUCUAUGCUGCUUUGGCCGCGGACUGCAUAGAGGACGAGAUGGACCUGGAAGACCAAGUAAAUAUUAAUAAAGAUACAAUAAAGGAAGAAACGUCGGCAACAAUACCAACGACGGUGUCAGGGGCAGCGACAGCAGCGUCGACAACGACGGCGGGUAUAAUGACGACAACGGCGACACCGACAGUAGCAGUGGUGGCGACAGCAACGGCGACGGUAGCGAUGGCAGCGACAGCAACAGUGGCGGUGGCGACGGCGACUCCAGCUUCUCUUCCUCCUCCUCUUCAUAUAAAGACGGAAGUGCCGCCGCCGGUUCUCGUGAAGGAAGAGCCACCGACUCUGCACAUCAAAGAAGAACCUCACAUAUUCAUCAAUCAAAUUGCAAGCAUUAAUCAGGUGUCGCAGUCGCAACCACCGCCGACGCAUCAGCAACAGCAACUCAUAGUUGCGACGCCUAGACAGAUAGUCGUGCAGCAAACGAUCCCGUCGACCAACCAAGUGAUUAUUCCCACCACAUCGGUGAAAGGCAGGCCGCCUCCGCCUCAACCACAGGUGCUGCUACAGCAGAGUGCGGGUGGACAGCUGCAGUAUGUAGUAUCGGGUGGUGUACCCGGUCAAAACUAUGUACUAGCACAACCACAGACAGCUCUGGUGCAAGGACAAGCGCAAACAGUCCUCGUGGCGCAGACCACGCAGCAACAGGGGACUGGUACUAAGACGAUUAUCAUAUUGCAACCGCAGGCCGCCGCGCAACCGACUCCACAGAAGAUGGUUGCGGUAACGCCACAAGGACAGCAAGUAGUCGUGACGCAAGUUCCUCGUCCGAUCCUGCAGAGCCCUGCUCUUGGCAACAUCCCGCCGCCCCUUGUACCUACGUCUGCCACUAUUCCGCAGACCUCCAUUAUAGUCAACAGCUCAGUGGCGCAAACUAAUCCGAACACAGUAACCGUUACGAUCCCGGCGAUGGCCCAGCAAACUCCGGUAUCUACUAGUGUGCCGUCUAGAGUGGUGACGCCUACACCGGCAUCCACGCCACCGCCUACGAGACCCACAACUCCGCAUCAAGCGGCAGCUACUCACGGCGUAUCCGCUGCGAAGUCACCUGUCACCAAGGUCAUAAAGACGGUGAGUUCGUCAACCUCCACUGAGCCGGAGUCGAAACCUUCCACGAGUCAGCAGCAGCAGCAGCAACAACAGUCGCCACAGUCGUUACAGGAAAAAACCAUUACCAUCAAAAUCGACCCCAAUGCUUACUUAUGCGAGUGGCGAGGUUGUCUUAGGCAAUUUAAAACACCGCAUGAAGUCUAUCUUCACGUUUGCGAGGCCCAUUGUCCGAACGGUGGCGAAGAGAUAUUGUGUCUAUGGGCGAGUUGCGACGCGCUCAAAAGACGCAAGUUCUCGUUAAUGACACAUCUUUAUGAUAGGCACUGCAACGCGGAUACGAUGUCGAUGAGGAGGAAACAAUUGACAGUGACGGGUAAAACCGAAGUUUCCACGUCUGCACCCCCGACUCCGCAUCAUCCCGGAUAUGCACCCAAUGCGGCAUUCCACGCUAUUAAACGGCAUGCUCUGGAAUUUGUUAAUCCUAAAGAGUUAAUGCAGCAAAGGCCGACCAAGCCCGCUGCAGCCACCUCAAGCUCUUCUUCCCCCAGACCUGGGCAAAAUUCUCCACCAGAACAGGACGACAACGAAGGUCCAGUGACCAAAAGUAUUCGCCUAACGGCAGCUCUCAUUCUUAGGAACCUAGUCAUAUAUUCAACACACGGUAGAAGGCAUCUUAGAGCGUACGAGCCUCACCUGGCAGGCGUGGCGUUAAGCAAUGUCGAAUCAUCGAGAACAAUCGCACAAGUCCUUUACGAUAUGAACGACCAGAGUAGCAGUAGCCAUCAUAGGUGACCUCUUGAAUCAGGCCUCUAAAAAGCUCUUUUAAUCUUGUGAGCAGCGAUCAACUUAUAUUAUUUCGAAUUACACGGGGGGAAGGGGGGGGGGCGAGUGUAUAAGUUUAUAAUCACUCGCAAGUGCUGGUACAUGCACAUGAAUGCAUUCGUACGUGCUUAUGUACGUAUGCUUAUGCGUGUGCUCAUGCAAUUUAAAGGACUGGAAAUAGAAAAGAAGGGUAUCGAGGAUAAAUGUUCCAUAUAUAGAAAAAAAGAGGCCUAUAAACUUACUAGGCAAAUCAUUUUGCCAAUUUAGAUUAUGAUAUAAACUGUAACUAUAGUGAAAUAUGAAACAAAGACAGUUAGGUCAAAUGAUACGGAAAAGUGAUAACCAGUUUACAAGAAAGAGUGCAUAUAUGUGUGUAUAUGUGUGUAUGCGUAUGUAUGUGAUAAAUAGCGGAGGAGAAAGAGAAACGAGCGAAGAGUGAGAAAGAGAAUGCGAGCGAACGAAUGAGAGAGAUGAUAUUUCAGAUUUAAUAUUAAUAUUUAUUUUCUCAACAAGAAAUGUGGAAAAAGUGUUUUUAGUAAACGUGUACAAAAAA